Molecule: messenger RNA, 1235 nt
Organism: Cadophora gregata
Lineage: Eukaryota; Fungi; Ascomycota; Leotiomycetes; Helotiales; Ploettnerulaceae
Exons: 3
Coding region: 126-1160 (344 amino acids)
Source: RefSeq, a predicted model, not a curated record
AAUUUGGUCACUUUACUUGUCAUGAGCAAAGCUCUCGAACCAAGCUACUCAAUUAUCACACAACGGCAAUUUAUGUCUGUCCGAAUGAGCCAAUGAUAUAAAAUAUUUUCUAAAUCCUCACAUUAAUGUCAUUUCGAGAUAAUCCAGAGAGAGCCAAUCCAUCUACCGAGACGCCUCAAAGACCUCACACACGCCACUUGAAGUUUCGGAAAUUCUCUUCGAAAGAAAUGGAGCAGCCAGAAUCAGAGGGUCAGCCUCCAAAUUCGGAUCAGAUCUGGUCAAGAUCCGGCGGCAAGCGUACUUGCACACUUUACAGACUUCCCACUGAAAUUCGACAUAUCGCUUAUGAGUAUAUUGAAACUAGUGAUGAGUACCUCGGGAAACAUCCUCAUUUUCUUGCAGCAUUACGACCUGAUAAAUUUCUAUACUUGGAGUUUUUAACAUUUUUCCAAAAGAAAACUACAUAUGUUCUGGACGAGUACAAAUGCGGGAGUUUAGAUCUCUUUUGCUCCAUGAGAGACACAGUACUUGCUAGUAUUCUAAAGUUGAAAGUAGUAUAUUUGCAGUACCACGAAGCGGACGAAAGGCUGGACAAAUCCCAACCCCACAAAGCUCUUCUGGGAUGGAAAUUCGACAAAGACUCCUUGUCCAAAGCAAUCAAUGUUGUAGAGCUCACUUUUGACCUUUCUUUCAUGUACAGAAAUCUGUUCGGGGCGUCUUUCGUUUCGCACAUUCCGGACUUCCCUCAGCUGACACGGUUCAAUUUGGUAAUAAGUGAGCAUGGGCGGAGCGGACAAGAAGCCAGGCUGCUUGAUUUACAAGAGGUAACGGAUCUGGAUCAGCUUUUGGAUGGCGUGUCAGAUCAUUUUCAUACCAUCAUGCCGAAGAUAUCGAGGGUAUCUGUCACCACCUUUGAGGACGAACCAAGAAAUGAAUUUGUGCGAGUAUUUGACAGUUUACCAAGCGACAUAAGAGACUGCCUGACAUGGCUGUGGCAUAGAGAUGGUUGGGGGUGCGAUUUUCAGAUGCAGAAGGUGCUGGCACAUUCCAGAUUGAAGAAAUUGCCAAUGGGAGGAGGAUGCUCAGAUGUCACUUGUCUGGGUGUUUCAGAGACGUGGUUUUGGGUAGCAGCUAAAGGGAGGACUUUAGUUGGGAAAUGAAUCUUUAAGGAUAGUAAGUCUAUGACAGGUCCAUUCGUUUGACCGUAACAAGUCGAGCCAGUGACGUGAAGGAAU